This is a messenger RNA of Rhincodon typus (whale shark), 2870 nucleotides long. Its product is annotated as zinc finger protein 239-like. Bases 569 to 1354 code for a protein of 261 amino acids. The record is from RefSeq and is a predicted model, not a curated record. Gene Ontology annotation, cellular component: PcG protein complex; transcription regulator complex. Gene Ontology annotation, molecular function: DNA-binding transcription factor activity, RNA polymerase II-specific; RNA polymerase II cis-regulatory region sequence-specific DNA binding. NCBI's taxonomy places the organism in Eukaryota, Metazoa, Chordata, Chondrichthyes, Orectolobiformes, Rhincodontidae. Gene Ontology annotation, biological process: regulation of transcription by RNA polymerase II. The transcript is spliced from 2 exons.
GCAGGGGGCGCAUGCGCGUUUGUGGCGGCGCUGACAUCACAGGGUGGGCGGGGCCAUCUUGGGAGCCAAUAGGACCGACUGAAUUUCACAGACUCCUAGAAACCAUGCAGUGUAGAAGAGGCCCUUCGGCCCAUCAAGUCUGUACCAGGUUCAUAGCUUUUAAUGUUAUGUCUUGUCAAGGUGCUCAAUCAGAUAACUUCACAACCUUUAAAAAGGGCAUUAAAACGGGAUUUACAAAUGAACACGUGCCAAAUAUGGAAUGAGAUCUGAAAGUCACCUGAUUCAUCAGGGCCUGAGUAUCAUUGGCCUUUUGGUGCAGAGAAAGUCUUUUUCUAUUCUGCUUCCUUUUUCUGGUUUUAAACAUUGUGUGGCUGGAAGAGUACCAAGACACAAGCACUUGAAUGAGACUGCUCCCUUGUAAUGACUGGUAAAAGCUUAAACCAGUGAUGCAGCCUGAAAAAAGAUCUUGCAUCUGCCACAGCUGAAAGAAUCUGUAUGCAUACUCUGUGCAUGGACCCAGGUUUCAACUGAUUGCCCUACCAUAGAGAAACACAAGGAUACUGGCAUCAUGGAGACACCAGAAAAAACUGGGGACGGUGGGAAGACAAUAUUUACCUCUUAUGAGCUGGACAUGUAUCGACGUGGUCACAGUGGGGAGAAGCUGUUAACCUGUCCAGUGUGUGGCAAAGGAUUUGCUCAGUCACCCAACCUGCUGUUACACCAGCGAGUUCACACUGGAGAGAGGCCAUUCACCUGCUCUGUGUGCAGGAAGGGAUUUUCACAAUCUUCCAGCCUGCUGACACACCAGCGCGUUCACUCUGGGGAGAAGCCAUUUACCUGCUCGGUGUGUGGGAAGGGAUUCACUAAUUCAUCCAACUUGCUCUUACACCAGCGAGUUCACACUGGGGAGAGACCGUUCACCUGCCCCGUGUGCGGGAAGGGAUUCACUCAGUCGUCCAGCCUGCUGACACACCAGCGCCUUCACACUGGGGAGAGGCCAUUCACUUGCUCGAUGUGUGGGAAGGGAUUCACUAAUUCGUCCAACCUACUGACUCACCAGCGAGUCCACACUGGGGAGAGGCCAUUCACCUGCCCCAUGUGUGGGAAGGGAUUCACUCAGUCAUCCAGCUUGAUGACACACCAGCGCGUUCACACAGGGGAGAGGCCAUUCUCCUGCUCUGUGUGUGGGAAGCAAUUCAGAAAUUCAUCCAAUCUGCUGACUCACCAGCGAGUUCACACUGGGGAGAAGCCAUUCACCUGCCCCGUGUGUGGGAAAGGAUUCACUCAAUCAUCCAGUCUGCUGACACAUCAGCGUGUACACAAUGGGCAGCGGCUGUUCAGAUGCGCUGUGUGAAGGGGUUCACUCGGUCAUUCAAUUCUUAUCUGCUGAAACAUCAACUAGUUCACAAGUGACUGUAAGAGUUGGAUUUGUUUGUUGCUGGUACUGUUAAACAUAUGUGGAAUAAUUAGCAAUUACUCUGAAAGUUUGGAUUUCUGCUGGUGUUAAGAAUUCCUAUGCCACGCAGCUUCUGCAGUCCUUGAUGCUUUGGUUUUCUGGCUUUUAGAAUUAACUGAAUUAUAGAAUCACUUGUGGUUAUGUGUUCCAAAGUUAAUGGACCAGUAAAUACUAGUAUAAAUGUUUACCUGAAACACAAAACAGGUAAUACUUUAUGAAGUAAAUAAUUAUUUGAAUAAUGUUUCCACUCCCUAGAUAUUGUAUGAAAAGAUGCUGGAAAUUGCGGAUAUAAAUAAUUCCACCUGAUUGGUGUUUCUGAACAUUAACCAGGAAGGUUAUGGCAUAAUUGGGCUGAAAUACAAUACAAAUUUUACAUUUCUUUGAAAUUUGACAACAUGCCUAUGUCUACCUUUGAAAGGGGGAAUUAGAUGAACAGUGGAUGGAGAGAAAUAUCUGAUGGGAGAUUGGAAAAGAGUGUAUAUGUGUCAGUAACUGGAUUUUGUAAAAGACUGUAAGGGAAGCAGUGGGAUCAUUAGUACUGUUGCCAGAUGGGUAAUUUCAAUGUAAUUAUUAGACCUGGAAUAUAAAGAUAAUCUCUAUAAUGGGUGACCACAAAACUAUAAUCAGUUGUUGUAAAACUCCACCUGAUUCAUAAAUGCUCUUUAGGAAAGGAAAUCAGCCAAUAUUACCCAGUUUGGCCUACAUGUGAAUCCAUACCCACAAUGCAGCUGACUUAACUGUCCUCUGAAAUUGCUCAGUGAGUUACUCAGUUCCAAGGCAAUCAAAGGUGGGCAACAAAUGCUGGCCCGUCAGUGCUGACCACAUUCCAUGAAAGGAUAAAAAAAUCUUGAAUGUGACAUUUGCAAGAAAUUGCUGUAAAGUAAGUAAGAGUCAUUUUAUUUUCCUGAGAGCUGUCAAAUCAAAGUCAAAUCUAUCUUGUUUAAUUUUCCUGAUAACUACAAGCUGUCCCCAGGUUACAAACAGGCUCCAUUCUGGAGUUCACACGCAAGCUUAUUUGUCCGCAAGUCAGACCACAAUGUGGAUGGUCACCUUCAUUUCAGAUGAAUGGGCCAAGACCACUUAUCUCACUCAUAAUGGUUUAUUGAUGGAGAGUUUUCUCCAUGGUAACAAAAAGCAUGAGCUUUGCAAACAAUUUUUUUAGUGCCUUUUCAAGGCAAAGUUUUGAAAAACAGACUUGACAAGUAAUUGCAGUGACAUCUCUGAUAACAUAUGCCAGCAUUAUAGGAUUCCAGAUGACCUGCAAGGGAGAUACAGAACAUGCGAUUGAAAGAGCUGCAUAGAUAUUGAGAGAUUUACUUCUCUCUCUCACCAUCUCUCUCUAUCUGUCUCACUGUCUCACACUCUACCCAUCUCUCCUGCUUUCUCUCUAUCUUGCUCUCAUUUUCCAUCUCUC